This is a messenger RNA of Cucumis sativus (cucumber), 1271 nucleotides long. RefSeq names its product ethylene-responsive transcription factor ERF003. Lineage: Eukaryota; Viridiplantae; Streptophyta; Magnoliopsida; Cucurbitales; Cucurbitaceae. The transcript has 2 exons. Gene Ontology annotation, molecular function: DNA-binding transcription factor activity; DNA binding. The record is from RefSeq and is a predicted model, not a curated record. The coding region runs from base 421 to 1011 and encodes 196 amino acids. Gene Ontology annotation, biological process: regulation of DNA-templated transcription.
UUGUUAUUAUUAUUAUUUUUUUCACAUCCCCAUGAAAAGGUUAAAAGGAUUGGGAAAAAAAAAGAAAGAAAGAACAAAGGAAAGAAGGAAGAGGGCAAAAUAUGAUGGACCCAUUUUUAAAUAAAAUUGAGAGACAAAAGGUUCCAAAUAGGGAAAAGAAAUAAAUAAAAGAGAAAGAGAAAGAGAAAGAAGAAAAGUUGUCUAUAUAUACUUCUCCUCACCCUCCCUUUCAUCCUAUCACUCACUUUCUCCAUUUUUCUCACUCUCUUAUCACACCAACCAAAACUCAUAUACACAUCUCCCCCCCUCUUCCAUUGCAGCCUUCUUCUUCUUCUUCAACCAAAACUCAUUUAUAUACACAUCUCCCUCUUCCAUUGCAGCCUUUUCUUCUUCUUCUUCCUCUUUGACAACAACCGAUCCAUGGCUCGUCCACAACAACGCUAUCGUGGCGUUCGCCAACGACAUUGGGGCUCUUGGGUCUCCGAAAUUCGCCACCCUCUAUUGAAGACGAGAAUAUGGUUAGGAACGUUUGAGACGGCAGAGGAUGCAGCUCGAGCUUAUGACGAGGCAGCACGGUUGAUGUGCGGUCCAAAAGCACGAACCAACUUUCCAUACAAUCCGAACGACCAACAGUCGUCGUCGUCAUUCUCCUCCUCCUCCAAGCUUCUCUCUGCCGCAUUGAUAGAGAAAUUACAUAAAUGUCACUUAGCUUCACUCCAAAUUGCAAAACAACACGUCCACAAACAACAUGCUGGAUUCGAGCCGAGCUACCUCGCAUACAGUGGAUCACCUCCACCGAUCAUUACCGGAGCCACCACUAGUCAAUGGGCAUCAGAUGAAACGUGGGUCUAUUCCAACAAAGGUGAUCAAAUGGAGAUGAAUAACAAUAACAAUAAUUAUAAUAACAACAUUCAUCAUCAACAAUGCCAACUUGAACCUCUUGAAGAUGAUCAUAUCGAACAAAUGAUACAAGAGCUGCUAGACCUCGGAUCAUUCGAAAUUAUUACAUAACUAAAUUAUUACAUUAUUUUUUUCUUCCAUGUUGGGCAGUUCCAAAUUUCCUCUAGAUUUUACCAAUUAAUAUAUAUAUAUAUAUAUAUGAGAUGAUUAGGAAUCUUAUGGAAAUUGAGUGAAUUUAAAAAAGACCCACCCCAUUAUAUAUUAUAUUCUCGGAAUAUGAUGCAUAUUUUGUCACAUUAUAUAAACUUUUGGUGGUAAGUAAUAUAUAUUAUGAUCAAUAUGCGAUCAUAUGAAAUGUGUAAUUUUAAUAU